Apiotrichum porosum is the source of this 2412-nucleotide messenger RNA. RefSeq lists its product as uncharacterized. The transcript is spliced from 2 exons. Lineage: Eukaryota; Fungi; Basidiomycota; Tremellomycetes; Trichosporonales; Trichosporonaceae. The record is from RefSeq and is a predicted model, not a curated record. The coding region runs from base 1 to 2412 and encodes 803 amino acids. Gene Ontology annotation, cellular component: cytosol. Gene Ontology annotation, biological process: 'de novo' IMP biosynthetic process; adenine biosynthetic process. Gene Ontology annotation, molecular function: phosphoribosylamine-glycine ligase activity; metal ion binding; ATP binding.
AUGCCCGAGCUCACUACGUUCCCCGCCCAGCAGGCUGACCUCACCGUCCUCCUCCUCGGAGCGGGUGGCCGUGAGCACGCUCUUGCGUUCAAGCUCGCCCAGUCCAGCCGCGUCAAGCGCGUCCUCAUCGCGCCCGGCAACGGUGGCACUGCCCUCAUCGGCGGCAAAUGCCAAAACGUCGCCGUCCCAUGGGGCGGUAAGGCUGGCUACGCUGGCGUCGUUCAGUACGCGCAGGAGCAGGGCGUCGACCUCGUCGUUCCCGGUCCCGAGCAGCCUCUUGUCGAUGGCGUCGAGGCCGAGUUCCGCAAGGCCGGCAUCGCUACCUUUGGCCCCUCGCCCGCCGCGGCCCUCCUCGAGGGCUCCAAGGCCCUCUCGAAGGGCUUCAUGGCUCGCCACAACAUCCCCACUGCCGCGUUCCGCAACUUUACUGCUGGUCAGUACGACGAGGCCGUCGCCUACAUCAAGUCGAACCCCUUCUCGUCCGGCCGCUGCGUGAUCAAGGCCUCGGGCCUUGCUGCUGGCAAGGGUGUGCUCAUCCCCGAGACCGAGGCUGAGGCCCUCGAGGCCCUCGCCCAGGUCAUGGUCGCCAAGGAGUUUGGUGACGCCGGCGACGAGGUCGUCAUCGAGGAGUACAUGGUCGGCCCCGAGAUCUCCGUUCUUGCAUUCUCGGACGGCUACACCAUUGUCCCCAUGCCCGCUGCCCAGGACCACAAGCGCAUCGGCGAGGGCGACACUGGCCUCAACACUGGCGGCAUGGGUGCCUACGCCCCGGCCCCCGUUGCCACCCCCGACAUCAUGGAGCGUGUCCUCAAGGAGUCGCUCCAGCCCACCAUCAAGGGUAUGCGCCAGGACGGCUUCCCCUUUGUCGGCAUGCUCUUCACCGGCUUUAUGAUCACCGCCGACGGCCCCAAGGUCCUCGAGUACAACGUUCGCUUCGGUGACCCCGAGACCCAGGCUCUCAUGCUCCUCCUCGACGACGAGACCGACCUUGCCGAGGUCAUGCUCGCCUCGUGCCAGGGCCGUCUCGACUCGGUCAAGCUUGGCUACCGCGAGGGCUACGCCGUCUCGGUCGUCUGCGCCUCGGAGGGCUACCCGGGCUCGUACCCCAAGGGUGUCCCCAUCACCGUUGGCGCCGUCCCCCAGGGCGUCCAGGUCUUCCACGCCGGUACCGUUGUCAAGGACGGCCAGACCGUCACUGACGGUGGCCGCGUUCUCGCCGUUGCCGCGAGCGCCCCUACCCUCCGUGCCGCCGUCGACCUCGCCUACCAGGGUGUUGACGCCGUCGAGUUCAAGGGCAAGACCAUCCGCCGUGACAUUGCCUACCGCGCUCUCUCGGCCGAGUCGACCGCUGCCCCCACCCAGGGCCUCACCUACGCUGCCGCUGGUGUCGAUGUCGACGCCGGUAACGCCCUUGUCGAGGCUAUCAAGCCCGUCGUUAAGGCUACCCGCCGCCCCGGUGCCAACGGCGAGAUUGGCGGUUUCGGCGGUGCCUUUGACCUCAAGUCGGCCGGCUUCCGUGACCCCGUCCUCGUGUCGGGCACUGACGGUGUCGGAACCAAGCUCCGCGUCGCUCUCAGCCACGGCAAGCAUGACACUGUCGGUAUCGACCUUGUCGCCAUGAGCGUCAACGACCUCAUCGUCCAGGGUGCGGAGCCCCUCUACUUCCUCGACUACUAUGCGUGCUCCAAGCUCGACGUCCCCGUCGCUGCCGACGUCAUCACCGGUAUCGCCCAGGGCUGUCUCGAGUCUGGCUGUGCCCUCAUUGGUGGUGAGACCGCCGAGAUGCCCGGCAUGUACCAUGCCGACGACUACGACCUCGCCGGUUUCGCCGUCGGUGCCGUCGAGCGCGACCAGAUGCUCCCCCGCAACGACAUGACCGCCGGUGACGUCCUCAUCGGUCUCCCCUCGACCGGUGUCCACUCGAACGGCUUCUCGCUCGUCCGCAAGGUCAUCACCCUUGCCGGUCUCGACCUCGCCUCGCCCGCCCCCUGGAACCCCGAGCUCUCCGUCGGCGACUCCCUCCUUACCCCUACCCGCCUGUACAUCAAGCAGCUCCUCCCCGGUAUCCGCACCUACCUCUUCAAGGCCAUGUCGCACAUCACCGGCGGUGGCUUCACCGAGAACAUUCCCCGUGUCUUUGUCGGCCAGCCCGAGCUCGGUGUCCGCAUCGACAUUGGCACCUGGACCCUGCCCCCCCUCUUCCAGUGGCUCGCCAAGACUGGCAACAUUGCCCCCUCCGAGAUGGCCCGUACCUUCAACUGCGGUGUCGGCAUGGUCAUCGUCGUCGGCAAGGACCAGGCCGCCGCCGCCCUCGAGUCGCUGCACACCAACGGCGAGCCCGGCGCCUUCGUCAUGGGUGAGGUCGUCGCCACCCCCGGUGUCGCGUACACCGACCUCGAGUCGUGGGCCUAA